AUGAAGAUGAUGAUGAUGAUAAGAGAGGCAUGGGUCACUCACGUCGGCCGUGGCAGUGGCGACGUCGGUGUCGGUGAGGGUGAUGGUGUGGGCGGUGGCCAGGGGCGGCUGCUCGGCGGGCGGAAGGCUCACGGCCAUGUCCAGCUGCUCCGUUAUGGUCUCCACGGUGGCGGUCAUUAUCUGCGCAACGUGACUUUGGUGGCAAGGAUGGCGAGGAUGCCGCACUGGGUUAGCAGAACUGCGCGUGGCUAUGGUAUCUCGCUCAUGACCUGGUGGCUUGGAAUCGAUAACACUAGUUCUGAUCCAGGCGAGGCGCCUACCGAAUACACCGCG
Iphiclides podalirius (scarce swallowtail) is the source of this 333-nucleotide messenger RNA. NCBI's taxonomy places the organism in Eukaryota, Metazoa, Arthropoda, Insecta, Lepidoptera, Papilionidae. The record is from the annotation of a GenBank genome assembly.